CGGCUGUGCACGUGGGCUGUCAGAGCGUGAGCUGCAGCUCGAGCAGAAACUCACACACAAACUGUUCAAACCGAAUUAAACAGAGGAAAGUGAUUGACCCGAUUAACUUCGCUUCAAGAUGACGGGAGCAAAAGACCGAAUGAGAGAGAAAAAGAUGAAAAACCAGCCGAGGAACGUCACGUACACGAGCUCAGGUCGUGGUGCCGGCAGAGGUCAGGGGUCACAGGUCUGGGUCAGAGGUCAUCAGGCUGGGGGUCAUGGUUACAGUCAAGAUCUGCCCAAAUACAUCACAGCGUCGUACUUCGCUAGAGCGCGCGCGGCGGAAGUGAGCGCCAUGCUGAAGGCCGUCAGUAGACCCGCCGGCAGCUGCCACGUGUUCAACGCUCUGCCCAAACACAUGCGCAGACGAGCCAUGAGCCACGACUGCAAGAGGCUGCCGACACGCCUGCGCGAGGGCGCGCUACGCCUGGCGGAGCGCAGUCAGCGCGCUCCAGACCAGCAGAAGAAGCCGGUGCCGAAGAGCAGGAGUCGGCGAGCCCGCCGGAGACACGGGAACCUGUUGCUGGAGUUCAACCGCAGACAGCAGAAGAGCCGCUGGCUGGAGACGCACAUCUGGCACAGCAAACGCUUCCACAUGCGGAAGAGCUGGAGCUUCUGUGUGCCGCUCUCGCCCACGGCCAAGGGCUUCCGCGCCGGCUACCGGGCCAUGAACACACACGCCCUGCUGCAGGAUUUGUCAUAUUUCUGCUGCCUGGAGCUCCAGGGAUCUGAAGAUCAGAUACUGAGAGCACUGGCUCGACUCACCAACAAACAAACAGGUCGCACGUUCGCAGCGGUGUCGUGUCUCUCCGGUGCGCGGCAGGGGAUCCUCCAGCUGUAUAAAGCGGACCGGUUUCCGCAGGGCUCUCUGGGUCCGGCUGAGUUCCUGUGGAGGCCCCGGGCCCCCGACGCCUCACUCAGACAGCUGUGGAUCUGGCUCCACCCGGCUCUCAAACAGGAGGUGCUGUCGGAGCUGCUGCUGGUGUGUCGGUGUUCUCCGGCCGUGGCCGUGUCUGAGGAUCUUCAUCCCGAAGCGGAUCCUGCAGGGAGGAAGAGGAAGAGGAAGAGCGAUGAAGGCGACACCAAUCCUCCCUCCAAGAGGCUGCUGGGAGACGGGACUCGCCCCGCUGGAGCUCCGGUGCGCUGGGAGUCCCCCGACACACACAUCACCAUCAGCGACCUCACCAUGGAGAUUGUGCGCUUCCGUCUGAUUGGUCCGCUGGCUCACACGGUGCUCACAGACACACUCCGUCCAGCCAGUGAGGUGAGAGACUCUGAUGACAUCACUCUCGCUGUGAUCGGCUCUUUGAUUGGCUGAUGGUGUCUCUGGUUCCUGUAGAUGCGGAGUGGCGAGAACGAAAGCCUCCAUCGGCAGCAGACACACACGUUCCAGCUCCUGAGAGGAGUGUGUUCCACAGCAGAGCUCCCAGCAGGGUGUGUGUUGGGACUGACUGUUGAUGAUCCCAGACUGACUCUACCUCAGAAACGUGGAAAAACUGUACCUGACCUACAGCCGAGCACAGAGGAGGAUGGUGUGAGGGAUCUGAGGCUCAGAGGAGUGGCGGCUCACUGCAGUCAGAGCUCGCUGUGGGACGAGUCGAUUCGAGAGUGUGUGACGCGCGACCGACUGUCGGAUCAGGAGCUGAACCGCCGGAGGAGUGAUCUGCUGGUGCCCGGCUCCCGCCUCUCCUCUUCUUCUGCUGUGCCGGUUCUGCUGGUCCAUCAUGCGGGGCGUGUGUGUGGAGAGGAGCGCCGGCACUGGGGCUCCGGCUGGGAUCUGCUGCUUCCCAAGGGAUGGGGAAUGGCCUUCUGGGUCCCGCUGGUGUAUCGUGGCGUUCGAGUCGGCGGCCUCCACAUGAGUGUCAAACACUCCCAGUUCAAGGGUCAGCCUCACUUCCCUCACGAUUACCCAGACUGCCCUGCAGGAGUGCGCUUCCAAGCCGAGCAGGAGCUGGAGCUUCUGGAAAAGUUCAAGAGACGUCCUCCAUCUAAACGCACCAACUACAUCAAACAUGGCUGCUUGGCACCGUUCCGUUGCCCCUGGCAACAGCUGACGGAGGAGUGGGAGGAGCUAGUGAGUCUGAGCGAAGACACGGCCAGCAGAGACGAAACACCGUUCACUGUUCUGAGGAGUCUGAAGGAGCUGCGGCUGCUGUCUGGAUGGAUCCGGCGUCGACUGCGUCUGCGCGUGACCCCUGACCCCCCUCUGACCCGGCUGCGCGUGACCCCUGACCCCCCGCUGACCCGCCGGGGCGUGACCCCUGACCCCCCGCUGACCCCUGCGGCGGCCUCAGCUCUACAGCAGGAGUGCAGGCGGUCUCUCCUCUGGGUGCGUCUGCGUCUUCUGAGUAAAGGCCAGCCGGCGCUGCACGCCAUGGUGUGUGUGCCCACGACCUCUGACCUCCAGCUGCUGCGUACAGAUGGACAGAGCAGCGGCCCGCAGGAGCCCCGACACACAGAUCCCCUGAGGGCCCGGAGUGAGCCUGCGGAUCCGGAGCGUGUCCUGCGGGGUGUGUGUCCUCCUCCUCUUCCCCGGGUCGUGUCCCACUGCAGCCGGACGGUUCUGGGAUGGGUCACGCAGGGCGACUUCUCUCUGACCUCUGGCUGUGGAGAGGCUCUGGCCUUCAUUAGCCUGACCGGCCUCACACACACACUCCUCACGCAGCCACAGGACCAGCGCGGACUCGUGCUCCUGCGCAACCCCUCGUCCCUGCAGUACCGCUUCGCCCAGAUUAGCCUCGACACCUGAGCACGCACACACACACACACACACCCCUCGUCUCUGCA
This is a messenger RNA of Rhinichthys klamathensis goyatoka, 2826 nucleotides long. RefSeq names its product POP1 homolog, ribonuclease P/MRP subunit (gene pop1). Gene Ontology annotation, cellular component: nucleolar ribonuclease P complex; ribonuclease MRP complex. NCBI's taxonomy places the organism in Eukaryota, Metazoa, Chordata, Actinopteri, Cypriniformes, Leuciscidae. The record is from RefSeq and is a predicted model, not a curated record. Gene Ontology annotation, biological process: tRNA 5'-leader removal.